AUGGCUGAAGAUUGUGCAAAUCCGCUGUUGGCGGUAUGGCUGAAGGAAUGGAUGGAUGAAGCCAAGGAAAGGAAUAGCAAAGGUUAUACUGUGUAUUCCGGCCUCCCCUCUGACAUUACGUGCGGCCGUGCUAAUGAGCCCAGUUAUAAAAAAGCCUAUCAAUCCAUCAAAGCGUGCCCCUUGACGUUCAGCCACCCCUCCGAAGCUCAACAGCUCAACGGCCUCGGCCCAAAACUAUGCGACCGACUUACGGAGAAGCUCAAACAGCACUGCGAGCAAAAUGGACUACCUAUGCCCAAGAAGAAACGCAAGAGGAAUCACACAUCGGAAGACUUGCCAUCAGAUGCGGCGCAGCCAGCCGAAGCUGAACACUCCUCGCCAGUCCGACGGAAGCGGAAGGCCCAACCAUACGUUCCAAAAUACAGAUCUGGCGCUUAUGGAUUGAUAGUGGCUCUCGGCACCUUGGACCGAGAAAGCAAUCAGGCUAUCCCGAAGCCUGACCUGAUCGAACUGGCACAACCUCAUUGCGAUGCGAGCUACACUAUCCCGAGUGAUCCUACCAAGUUCUUCACGGCGUGGAAGUCUAUGCAAACAUUGGAAUCAAAAGAGCUUGUCUGUACCAAAGGUCAUCCGACCAAAAGAUAUUACUUGUCCGACGAAGGUUGGGAGGUUGCAGAAGGCAUCCAGGCAAGCGCCGACGGUCGGCCUGUUGCUGCAAAUAAAACGAAGCAGGGGAAAGCCGCACCAAUUCGUGGCGUGAAAGGUUCAAGGUCGGUCACACCAGAACCUUCAAAGAAACCUUCAGCUUCAGUUGCUCCACCGCAGUACAGUCGACCUAGUGGCUCACUAGCUCAUAGAGCGGUUGAUCACUUAGAGGUUGUAUCGAUUUCCGAGAACGACUGGCCUGAGUCGGAACCAGAGAUGACGCUUGUCCGCUCCAGGAGCGGAGUGCUUAGUGGAAGACCUACAACUUCCAGCUCCUCUCUAGAAGACACCAUUAUCCUGCCGGCAGGAAGCUUUGAGGUGAAAAUGGUGCUUGAUAUGCGUGAAGUCCGCACCACGACCGACCGAGAUUACAUAUCUGGGGAGCUGAAAAAGCUUGGUGUAUCUCCAAUUAUCCGCCCCCUCCCACUAGGCGAUGUCUUGUGGGUUGCAGAAGUAAAUCCGCUCUACGCUAACAGUCUCAAGGCAGCAGUUGUUGGUGACGAAGCUGACGAGAAAGUGGAAAUCGUUUUGGAACACAUUCUAGAGCGCAAAAGGCUCGACGACUUGAUCAGCAGCAUCAAAGACGGACGCUUUCACGAACAGAAAUUUCGGCUGCACAGGUCAGGGAUCAAGAACGUGACUUACCUCAUUGAGGAGUACUCGAUCUCUUCAGAAAGAAGUGAAAAGUAUGGUGAUGCGCUGGAAAGUGCCGUCGCCAGUAUGCAAGUGGUUGACAACUUCUUCGUCAAGCAAACAACAAAGCUGGAUGAUACGAUUCGUUAUCUUGCCAGAAUGACCACAACCCUGAAGGGACUGUACGAAAGCAAGGACAUCAACGUCAUUCCCGCUCAGAGCUUCGAGGCUGAGGCUGUGUCAUUGUUGUUGGAACGGUUCAGAAAGACUUCGCCCGGGACCGCCUUUGGCAUGACAUUCUCCGUAUUUAGUGCCAUGUGCGACAAAUCGGAGAGCAUGACGCUUCGAGAUGUCUAUCUCAAGAUGUUGAUGUGUACAAGAGGUGUAACUGGGGAGAAGGCGAUUGAAAUCCAGAAAAUCUGGCCGACACCGCGUGCUCUGGCCGAAGCUUUCGAGGCGCAAGAAAAAGGAGCCGCGCGGGAUGCAAGGAUAAGUGAUCGCCUUGGAGCUACCAUUCCUCGGAAGAAGGUGGGAAAGGCAUUAAGCGCCAAAAUUGCAGAGAUUUGGGGGUGA
Molecule: messenger RNA, 1911 nt
Organism: Fonsecaea multimorphosa CBS 102226
Lineage: Eukaryota; Fungi; Ascomycota; Eurotiomycetes; Chaetothyriales; Herpotrichiellaceae
Exons: 1
Coding region: 1-1911 (636 amino acids)
Biological process (GO): resolution of meiotic recombination intermediates; DNA catabolic process; double-strand break repair via break-induced replication
Cellular component (GO): Holliday junction resolvase complex; nucleus
Molecular function (GO): 3'-flap endonuclease activity; DNA binding; crossover junction DNA endonuclease activity
Source: RefSeq, a predicted model, not a curated record